Messenger RNA from Oncorhynchus nerka (sockeye salmon), 1037 nucleotides. RefSeq lists its product as uncharacterized. The coding region runs from base 300 to 1001 and encodes 233 amino acids. Lineage: Eukaryota; Metazoa; Chordata; Actinopteri; Salmoniformes; Salmonidae. The record is from RefSeq and is a predicted model, not a curated record. The transcript is spliced from 3 exons.
CAGCAACAACCCUUCAACAGGUACAUGGGUGAAUUAGCACCUUCUCUCUGAACUAAAUGUGAUAACUGUUGUUCUGCUGUUUUUAAUAAAGAAAAUGUCUAAGUAUGUUUUCCAUAAAUUCAGUUAACCUUCAUCUGUUUUGUCUUGGAUAGAGCACAUCAGUCAGCCAUCUACAAUCUACAGGACAAUAACCAGCCAUCUACAUUCUAGAGGACAUCAGUCAGCCAUCUACAAUCUAGAGGACAUCAGUCAGCCUUCUACAAUCUAGAAGACAUCAGUCAGCCAUCUACAAUCUCUCUAUGAGGGGAAUUGUCCUUCUCUUUCUGCUGUCUCUCUGGCCUGGAGGAAAGAUGGAUGCUAUCGAUCAACAGAUCUUGGCUAAUGUGGUACAAGAGAUGAGAAGCUUCGGCCUGGAGAACCGCCAGUAUGCCAUGGCUGUCUUACUCACCCAACAGCAGUGCACCCAAAAUGGAGCAGAGUUUGAAGUAGGCGUGCAACCUCCGGUUGUCAAGCAGAGACUACAGCAGUAUAGUGUCUACAUAGGAGACCGGCUCAUCGCAGCCAUACCUGACACCUACCAUGCUGAGUACAUUCUCUUGGAGCAUGAUGAAACCAACACCAGUGAAAUGCAGACUCUGUUAACAGCAGCAAAGCCUAAUGACUGCAUUGUCUUCUUCUCCAACUACUCUCCCUGCCUGGAGAGAUGCAACGUCCUUAAUGGAGCAACCAGCAUUCUGCCCUUCAUGACCGUCUUCAACGACACGGCCGACAUCCGGAAGGCCUUUGUCUUCUCCUCGGUUUGGGACCCUUCAAGGCACCAUCCAGAAGUGACCAAACCGACUAAGCAGCAGGUGUUUGAGUCCUUCCAGAGAAUAGAAAGUUCCCUCCCUUUAUAUCGUUGUGUCAGAUUCCAGAAAAAACAUGAAUGGGUCAACACAUGUUACCGUUGUGUCACUGACAACACAGAUCCUGAGACCAAUGACUGUCUGUAUGGAUACUAAUAGUGUCCACUGUCUGCAUGAAUACUAAUAGUGUCC